Molecule: messenger RNA, 3436 nt
Organism: Hipposideros armiger (great roundleaf bat)
Lineage: Eukaryota; Metazoa; Chordata; Mammalia; Chiroptera; Hipposideridae
Gene: PRRT4
Product: proline rich transmembrane protein 4
Exons: 4
Coding region: 211-2910 (899 amino acids)
Source: RefSeq, a predicted model, not a curated record
AGAUUUGUGCAGGGGCCUGAGUAGAGGAAGGAGCUGGCAACUCUCCUGGGGCAGAGCCCUUCUCUGCUAUCAGAAGCCUCCCUCCGGGGCAUUCCUUCCCAGGCAGCCAGGGCUCAUAGUGCCUCUCCUCUCUCCAGGACCCUCAUACUCAAAAGGUGCUGAAGAACUGAGCCCGCUGCACACUGAGGCCCCCUGAGGCCAGGUGGGGCCAUGGCAGGGCAUGGCUGUCUGGGCCUGGGGCUGUUCUGUUGGGUCCUGCUUGCUGUUCCCGUGGGCCCCCAGCCUGCCUCCUCCGUCCCGGGUGCCCCUCUCACCACUUUGACUCCACCACCUCAGAGUGAGGCCUCUAUGCUGUCUCUCAACCUGGGACUUAACUUCAAAUUCCACCUUCGGGGACCUGCUGCUGCCUGGGGGAGUCCUGUCACAGAGACCCAGUCGCUCUCGAUUGGGCCGAGCCGGGAGCUCGAGGGAGAAGUGGCCAGUGGAUUGAAGACCGACCCGCUUUGGGAAUUGCUGAUGGGCUCCCUUGGAAAUUCUCCCCCAGAGUGGGGCUCUGCUGAAGGCAGCUCAACGCCCUGGGCCUCCUCCCAGCCUCUAGAGUCCACAUCUGUCUUCUCUGGGCCCACCGGCCGGCCCACUGCUCCCUAUCAGCCCAGGAUAGGCACCUGGGACACUGCUCUGAUGGCUACAGCACCCCAGUCCAGUGCUCCCCGGCCCCACCAGAGUGAGCUGGAACUGAAGUUUGACAUGGCGCUGAGAGCAGGCGCAGCGCCCACGCUUGGGCAUCGAACGCUGCCUCUGCUGCCCAGCCUGCGGGCCAGCCUGGCAGAGAUUGCUGGGCGCCUGGGACCCUUUGGGUUCUUUGGCACUACUCUGUCCCCACUCCGGAACUUCUCAGUCCCGAGCCCCCCGGGCCUAACUACAUCCCCAAGCUCUGCCUCUGGUGUUUCUUCGGAUUCUCCAGGGUUCUUUGGCACUACUCUGUCCCCGCCCCCAUCCUCCCUGGAGAGAAAGCUCCCAAGCCCAGGCCCACGAGACCCAACUGCUUCCCUAAGCUCUACCUCGAUUGCAACAGCAUCACUAGACCCCACUAUCCCCACCUCUGGCCCAGAUGACCCCUCACCUGCCAGCUUUGGGAUCACUUCCACACAGCCAGAAUGUGGGCCCAGGUCCUGCAGCAUCGGAGAAUUGCCUGAAGGCGAAGGCCAGCCUCCUGCGGCCCCUUUGCCCCUCUUCUUCCUGACCCUGGAGGCCGACUGGGCAGAGGCCAGGGCUCGCUGGGGGCUGGCCUGGGAGGCCCAUGUGUACGGGGUAGGCGCGCUCUUCGGCCUGGUGGCCCUGCUGGCGCUGCUGGCUCUGGCCCUCUUGCCCUGGCGCUGCCCGCCCGGCGCCCCCUGCCUGGCGCUGCUGGACCUGCUUCUGCUCUCGGCCGGGACCACGCGGGCCUUCCCGCUCUUCUACGACGCCUAUGGGCACCGGGACAGGCUCCCCGCUCUCGCCUGGCUGCUGCUGCAGGACCUCCCGCUGCCCUGUCUGGCCGCCGGCCUGGGCCUGGCCUGUCUGCUGCUGGCCCGCCCGCGCCCGCCACGGUGUCCCGCCGGCCUGGCCGCGCUGCUGCUCCUGGGGCUGGGGCUGGCGGCGGCCGCCGCCCUCGGGAGCGCUGCCCACCGCCCGCUGCAGCCCUUGCGACUCGCCUCCCGCGGGCUGCACGCCUUCCUCGCUGCCCUCCUGUCAGGGCUCCUGCUGGCGCUGUCCUGCUGGGGUGGUCGGCGGCGGCGGGCCGGAGCGCCCCUGGGAGGGUCAGGCUUCAAGGGCGCAACCCCUCUCCCGCAGGCGCGCAGCCCCUUCGCCCCGCGGGAGUCCUGGCGGCGCGCGGCGCGUACGGCCCCGGUGGCGGGCACCUUCGGGCUGCUGAGCGGAGCCCUGCAGGGCUACGAGGUGCUGCACGCCCUGGGCUAUGGCGGCCAGCCUGGCUUGGAGGGGCCCUGGCCCUGGUGGGCCUUCCAGCUAGGCCUGCGCCUAGGCGAGGUGGGCGUCGCGCUCCCGUUGGCGCUGCUGGGCCUCUACCCCGCGCUCUGCAGCCCCCGCGUGCCGCCGCGCUGCUGGGCCAAGCUCUUCCGCUUGUCCCCUGGCCACGCGGCUCCGCUGCUACCCGGCCGCUGGGUCACCGUGCAGCGGGACAAGGAACCCCUGGGUAGCGCCAUCGCGCGUGGCGAUGCGGAGCUGCUGCAGCUGUGCGCCCUGGCCGGACCCGGCCCGGAUCUCCUAUUCCAGGGAGGUGCCCGCCCCGGCUUUGAGGGGAGGGCGGCCAACCCCGCCCCUUCCCCGGCCUCCUCCCCCUGCAGCGAUUACACAGUGGAUUUCCGCCCGCCUUCCCCAAUCAACCUGCGGCGCAGCAUCGAGGAGGCACUUGGCAGCGAGUCCCUGCUCGCGCCCGGCCUCUUCCAGGGCCCUGCCUUCGGGGAAGCCCUACCUGGGCUCGGCCUUUACAGCACCGCCACCCUGAGGGCGAAGACCAGGCCGGUGCCCAGUGGGAUGUCUGAAGAAGCCCCUGGCUCCCCCGUGCUACCUGAGCUCCCCUCUCCCGGGGCCUGGCCCGCGGGCAGUAGUGCCUCAUCCGGCUCGCUGUGCGGACUCUCCCGGGACAGCUCGUCCAUGCUGCUAUGCUCCAGCCCAGACAGGCCCCCGCGCUGUCCGCUGGUCUGCGUCCUCAGUCCUCCUCGGCCCUCAGGAAGCAGCCCUAGCCUCCCGGCCUCAGGAUCCUACCAGGCCCUGUCCCCACCCUCCCACGACUCCCCAGAGCCUUCUCCUGAGCUGCAGGUUGAAGAGGCUUUGCUGCAGGAGCAAUUCCUGGAUGCCUGUCGACAGAUAGAUGAGCUGAGCAUGGGCAGCGACACCAUUGACCUGUGAAGAGGUGGGCCCCUCAGUGCCCGGCCAUAUUCCCCCUGCUGGCGCCUGCUCUGCCAGAGACCUGCACACUGUAACCCUUCCCCAAUCCUGCCUGGCCCAGAUACCUCUCCCUGCUUCCUUCCCCAUCCAGGGGCCCCUGGGUGUGGGUGGGUCAGUAGCCAGGCUCUGUUGAUUGGAAAUUAGUGCCCCCUUUUCUGGAGCCCUGGGUGCUGAUGCCCUCAGCUGCAAUUCUAGGCUGUCAGGGGUCCCACUUUCCUUGGCAUUCACCAGCAAUAAAGCUCCAAGGUGCUCCAUUUCUGACCACCACUCCCCACUCUGGUGCUGAGUGAGAGGGGCUGUCCUCAGAAGACCUCGGGACCAGCCUCAGUCCCACACCCACCUCUGCCAUGUCCAGGAGCCCCAUCCUAGUCAUCCACAUGACCCUUCCCUAUAGAAGGGUCCCUGGCCCAUCUAAGAGACUCUACUGCAAUUGGGUGGGAGGUGACCCCUAUCAGAGUUAAUUUAUCAAUAAAAUAUUUUCAGAGGA